Molecule: messenger RNA, 1056 nt
Organism: Arachis duranensis
Lineage: Eukaryota; Viridiplantae; Streptophyta; Magnoliopsida; Fabales; Fabaceae
Product: protein FAR1-RELATED SEQUENCE 1-like
Exons: 2
Coding region: 1-1056 (351 amino acids)
Biological process (GO): regulation of DNA-templated transcription
Molecular function (GO): zinc ion binding
Source: RefSeq, a predicted model, not a curated record
AUGGUCCAUAGCUUUGGGUUGGAGGAUAAUGAUUGGAUUGCAAGCACAUACGAGAAAAAGGAGCAGUGGAUGCAUGCUUACUUGUGCGACAAAUUUUGUGCAGGCUUGCGAACAACAUCCAAAUGUGAGGGCAUCGACUCAUCAUUAAAGAAAUUUAUAAAAUCUGAAAAUUGCCUGCUUGAGCUGGUAGAGAACCUGGAUCGUGUUGUUAAAGAUUACCGCAACAACGAGUUCAUUGUGGAUUACAAGUCAUUGUAUACUGAUCCUGUGCUGAUGACCGGAUUGGAGUCUCUUGAGCGGUUGGCUAGUAAGUUGUACACAAGAAAAAUAUUCUUCGAGGUAAAGGAACAAAUCGAGAGUGUUGGUGGGAUGAUUGUACUGUACAAGGAUAGGUUUGGUAGCAUUGAGAAGUUUAUGCUGAGGAAGUUUAGAAAGCCACAUCGUGUCUAUGUGGUGCUAUAUGAUAAGAGUUCUGACAAGUUCGAGUGUUCAUGCAAGUUGUUGAAUAGUGUAGGAAUUCUUUGUGGUCACAUAUUCUGCAUUCUAAAAGAGCUGGACAUAGAAGAGUUGCCCAAUCGAUUGGUUCUUAAGAGGUGGUGUAAAGAUGCCAAAUCUGAUAUAAUUAGCACAAUAGAGGUCCAGUCAGAUCUGGACCGGGCAUUUCGUAUUAGGUACGGUGUAUUGUGGGCUGCUUGUUUGAAGAUGUGCUUCUUGGCAGCACAGGGUUCAGAAACCUACGAAAAAGUGGUGAAUAUAGUUGCGAAGAUGUCAAACGAGUUAGAGUCCAUGUGCUACAUAGGCGACAAGGGUGGACAUGCACAUCUUGUUGGAAAUGACAUUGACUUUGGAAAUCCUCAUAUCAUAAGGUCAAAAGGUGCUCCUCGAGGCAACACUAAUGCAAAGAAUGGGAGACGUUGCAGAAGGAAUCAGUUUCUAGGUCGAGGAGAACCCAGAACCGUGGCUGGAAAAGGGGCCGGGAUACAUAGUAUUUGCAAAAUCAAUGUUGGUUUGUUGGACAUGAAGUAUGUUCCAUUGUCUUGUGGUCCUUUCGGCUGA